UCGUCCAUCAAAAUGACAUACUGUGCAUUAAACCAAUGAGGAUCUCCAGCAUUCGAAUGAGACUUCCGCCCCCCUCUGCUAUCUAGCUACUUUUUGACGUUUUUUUGUUGUUGAUUGAUUGAAACAGAUGCCAAUGUUGCCAUAGCUUGCUUCACCGAAUUGGGACGAUACCGUCUUAGGCAUGCCACUGGCUCGCAGCCUGUCCAUCACCUCCCUGUCGGGGUUGGAGGAGUGGGAUGAGGAGUUUGACCUGGAGGAUGCCGUCCUCUUCGAGAUCGCAUGGGAGGUGGCCAACAAAGUUGGUGGGAUUUACACAGUGAUCCAGACCAAAGCCCGUCUGACGGUGGAGGAAUGGGGAGAAAACUAUUUCCUGGUUGGUCCGUAUGUGGAGAGUAACGUCCGCACCCAGGUAGAGCUGAUCGAGCCCACCAACCCUGCCCUCAAGAGAGCCAUAGACAAGAUGAAUUCCAGCGGAUGUAAGGUGUACUUUGGUCGUUGGCUGAUUGAGGGGAGUCCGUACGUGGUGCUGAUAGAUGUGGCGUUCACUGCCUGGAACCUGGACAAUUGGAAGAAAGAAUUGUGGAACAACUUCUCCAUCGGGGUGCCCUGGUUCGACCGUGAGGCCAACGACGCCGUCCUCUUUGGCUUCUUGACCGCCUGGUUACUAGGAGAGUAUGCAGCGCAGUGUGAGGAGCCUCCCCAUAUCCUGGCCCAUUUCCAUGAGUGGCUGGCAGGCCUUGGCCUGGCGCUAUGCCGACAGAGACAGUUGCCCGUGGCAACCAUCUUCACCACCCACGCCACCCUGCUGGGACGCUACCUAUGUGCCGGCAGCGUGGACUUCUACAACAACCUCGCCGGUUUCAACUUGGAUAAGGAGGCGGGGGAUAGACAGAUCUACCAUCGGUAUUGUCUGGAGCGGACAGCGGCGCGCUGCGCUCAUGUCUUCACCACCGUCUCCCAGAUCACAGCCGUUGAGGCAGAGCACCUGCUCAAGAGGAAACCAGACAUAAUCACCCCUAAUGGGCUGAACGUGAAGAAGUUCUCUGCCAUGCAUGAGUUCCAGAACCUGCACGCCCAGAGCAAGAACCGGAUCCAGGAGUUCAUCAGAGGUCACUUCUAUGGGCACCUGGACUUUAACCUGGACAAGUGUCUGUUCCUGUUCAUCGCUGGGAGGUAUGAGUUCAGCAACAAAGGGGCUGAUAUCUUCUUGGAGGCUUUGGCCAGACUCAACUAUCUACUGAGAGUCAACCACAGCGAUGUGACUGUCGUUGCGUUCUUCAUCAUGCCUGCGCGGACAAACAACUUCAACGUGGAGACACUGAAAGGCCAAGCAGUCAGGAAGCAGCUCUGGGAUACAGCUCAUACAGUGAAAGAACGCUUCGGAAAGAAACUUUAUGAAUCACUGCUGGUUGGGCAGUUGCCGGAUGUGUCCAAGAUGCUGGACAAGGAUGACUUCACCAUGAUGAAGCGUGCCAUCUUUGCCACCCAGAGGCAGUGCCAGCCUCCCAUCUGUACCCACAACAUGCUGGAGGACAGCAACGACCCCAUCCUCACUUGCAUUCGCCGCAUUGGUCUGUUCAACAGCUCUGCCGACCGCGUCAAGGUGAUCUUCCACCCAGAGUUCCUCUCCUCCACCUCUCUCCUGCCGAUGGAUUAUGAAGAGUUUGUAAGAGGCUGCCAUCUUGGAGUGUUCCCCUCUUACUACGAACCAUGGGGAUAUACACCAGCUGAGUGUACAGUCAUGGGGAUCCCCUCGAUCUCUACCAACCUUUCUGGGUUCGGCUGCUUCAUGGAAGAACACAUAGCUGACCCCUCAGCAUACGGAAUCUACAUCCUUGAUCGACGGUACAGAGGGGUUGAUGAGUCGUGUAAUCAGCUCACAUCGUACCUGUUCCAGUUUUGCCAGCAGAGCCGGCGUGCCAGGAUCAUCCAGCGGAACCGCACCGAGCGCCUGAGUGACCUUCUGGACUGGAGAUAUCUGGGCAGGUAUUAUAUAUCAGCUCGUCACAUGGCCCUGGCUAAAGCCUUCCCGGAUACCUACUUCUACCAACCUCAUGACUCUGAGACUGCCCAAGGUUUCCGUUACCCUAGACCAGCCUCUGUGCCCCCAUCUCCGUCUCUGUCGCGCCACUCCUCCCCCCGCCACAGCGAGGCAGAAGAAGAGGAUGACCGCUAUGAUGAAGAUGCGGAGGCAGAGAAAGACCGCUUGAACAUCCGCCAGCCCUUCACCCUGCCUAGUAAAAAGGGUCCAGCCUUGCCUUACACCCUCCCAGGUGUCAAUGGAGAGAAAAACGGAGCCACCAGUGUGAAAAACUGAGUCUCUCUCUCACAUACACACACAAACGUACACAUGCCGACACUCACUACAAGAACUGUUACACAACAUACAUGUUACAAACACACCACUCUUAUCUUGACUGUCUCCACUUACAUAAUAUAGAUCCGACAACUGCUGAAGAGAUGAGCUAUUACAGUAUUCCAGUAUAUGUUAUUAAUCCAGCACCCCGAAGGUCUUCCAAACCUCCGUGCACCUCAGCCUGUGUGAGCAACCUGUACUGAAAUGGAGGAAGAGAGGGAAAGGAAAUAGAUGGCUAACGGGGCGACAUUUCCUUGAGUUAAAAAGCCCAGCAUUGAGAUAACAAAGUGGGGUAACUUUGAGUAUAUAGGACGGUUACCUCUGGUCAAUAAUCUAGGUUACCUCUGGUCAAUAAUCUAGGUUACCUCUGGUCAAUAAUCUAGGUUACCUCUGGUCCACAGGAGGCUGCUGAGGGGAGGAACAGAUGGAAUAAUGGCUGAAACCAUGUGUUUGAUGCAUUUUAAUACCAUUCCAGGUAUUCUGCUCCAGCAUUUACCACGAGCCCUUCCUUCCCAAUUAAGGUGCCACCAACCUCCUGUGCGCUGGUCCUUAAAUCUAGGAAUUUAUUAAAUCCAGCCAACAUUGCUAGUGUAGACUAACAUUAGUUGUAACUAAGGCUAAGAUAAUCAUAUGAUAACCAGUGGAUAAAGAAAGUAGGGCUAAUUAGUCUUGCUAACAAGGGCAAAGGCAUUGACCCACUAUGUCAUAGUCACACAACCAACCCAACAGCAGCACUUUUCCUGUCGCGCUGUAGCAGGAACAGAAACCUGUUUAAACAGCAGCAGCACUUUUCCUGUCGCACUGUAGCAGGAACAGAAACCUGUUUAAACAGCAGCAGCACUUUUCCUGUCGCGCUGUAGCAGUAAUAUAAACCCAAACACCAGCAGCACUUCCCUGUGCUAGGAAACAGAUAAGCGACACUUAGAGCUGGGCCCAUAGAGUGAGACUAGAUGUUAAAUAACCCGUUUUAUUUGCAUGGACAAUGCCAUUGAUGGCUUCCACCACAGAUACAAAGAUGAGUCCUCUAUCUAACUCUAUGGCUGAGCCUCAGAACGUCCUGCUGAAAAGCCUCCUGCUGAAACAGGCUCCCAUUCGUUCAGAGAUUCAGACCUUUCUGUGGGUGUGUUUGUCUCUGAGCGUUGUACUGUACUUGAACCGGCAAGCCUGUGUGUAAAAACUGUCGAUAGGUCACCUUUUAACCUUUCAGUCAGUGAGCCAGUGUUUGAGUGUUUUUCUUUGUGUGUGUGUGUGGGCAGUAUGUAUGUUUGUGACGUAUAGAGAUGGAACACUGAUUCUGCCUGCACUCUUUGAGGUUUAGGUAAAAGGUGGGCGUCCGUCCUGAGAAGCUAGUCGUGUUUUUAGAUGACAGACUGUAUUAGAGGAGCAAAGGGAAAGGGUCACAGAUAAUGGCGGGGGUCACAGUUUUGGGUGUAUCCCAUUCCCAGCUGUGCACAGCCAGAAAACAGGAGAUGAGUUGAUCCAGAGCCCACACUGCCUGUGUCAGUUUGUUUGUGUUACAAUCACACACCAGAUGAUGAGAAAAUAAAGUAUAUUCUCUGUAUUAAUGAUGAAA
Coregonus clupeaformis (lake whitefish) is the source of this 3929-nucleotide messenger RNA. RefSeq names its product glycogen [starch] synthase, muscle. Gene Ontology annotation, biological process: glycogen biosynthetic process. Gene Ontology annotation, cellular component: cytoplasm. Gene Ontology annotation, molecular function: alpha-1,4-glucan glucosyltransferase (UDP-glucose donor) activity. The record is from RefSeq and is a predicted model, not a curated record. Lineage: Eukaryota; Metazoa; Chordata; Actinopteri; Salmoniformes; Salmonidae.